Molecule: messenger RNA, 627 nt
Organism: Trichomonas vaginalis G3
Lineage: Eukaryota; Parabasalia; Trichomonadida; Trichomonadidae
Product: 10-hydroxy-9-(phosphonooxy)octadecanoate phosphatase protein
Exons: 1
Coding region: 1-627 (208 amino acids)
Source: RefSeq, a predicted model, not a curated record
AUGUCUGCAGAUAAAGUGGCUCAUACAUCAUCAUGGGCAAAGACAAAUGAUGGUCUUGAAAUAUACUUUGAGACAACUGGCGAAGGACAGCCAAUUAUUUUCCAAUCUGGAUACAUGGGUAUUCAUGAUAUUUGGGUAAAUCAAGUCAAGGCCAUGUCAAAGAAAUACAAGUGCAUUACACAUGAUAAUAGAGGUUAUGGAAUGUCAUCUGCUCCAACAGAUGUAAGCUAUUAUUCAAUGGAGAAAAAUGCAGAUGAUCUCAAAGCAAUUCUUGAUACUUUAAACAUUAAACAGCCAGUUGUAAUUGUUACUCAUUCCAUUGGUGGUACAAUUUCUGUGGCUUUCACAAUGAAAUAUCCAGAAUUGGUGAAAGGAAUUAUUUUGACUGGUGGCCCAGCUCUUUCUAAUAAACUGUUUAAAAAAGCUGGAGCUACCCCAGAUAUAUGGGCUAAAAUUCAACAGACUCCUACACAAAGAAGAGAUUUUUAUAUGAACAUUGGACUUUCUGAAGAUAUUGCAUCUGAAGCCUCAAAAUGGAAUCCAAAGGCAUUUACUCUUCAAACAAAUGCACUUUUAGAUUUCGAACCUAAUUACGAAGAAAGUAGUAUGAUAGGAUGGGUUGUGUGA